UUCUUCUAUUUUAUCAUUCUUUUCUUUUUUUCUCAUUUUUCCAGACACACACAAAAUCAAAUCGAAUUGAAAUCGAGAGGUGCAACAUUUUUCAAUUUGACUGUGGCUCUGCCAGUAUCGAGAAAAAAAAUAAAUAAAUUUUCACAAAUUUUCCUUCACUCAAAAACCACAACAGAAAAAAAGUGCAAAAAUACAUUUUUCAAUUAAAACAAUAUGAAAUUUAUUGUUAAAAAUAAUAAUUCAAAUGUUAAAAUGUAUUUUCGUUAUACAGAAUAAAUAAAGAUAAAAAACAUAGUGAAAAACGCAAAGGAAUCGUUUUUUCCCAAAGAAGAAAAAUAAAAAAUUGUUCCUUCUUCUAAAUUGUCUGGGUUGAAUCAAAUAGUAACCAAAUAACUGAAGACCUAAAAAGACUUGCAACAAUUAAACAAAGCAAGCCAACAAAAAAAAAACUUUUCAAACCAUUCGCUUUGCACUACAUGUUCAUAUUAAAAAAUAUUUGUGUAUUAUCUGCAUUGAAAGUUGCGUCCAGCUACGCAGAGAGACUCCAAAGAUUUCUAAGAGAAAGUAUGAACUUGUGUUCAUCGAUUGGAACAAACACAAACAGCGGCGGUGGUGGUGGAGCAGCUGGCGUCUUGGGUAUUUGUAGUGCCGGUGGUCAAGGCAGUACCAACAAUUGUAACGAAAUGCCACCAGAAAAUCGCCCCAAAGUAGUCACAGUCAAGCAUCCCGAAUCGAAUAAACCAAAACCAACAACAAAAAAAGGCAAACCAAUACCAGCCGAUCAGGAUGUUAUCAAAGCCUUACAGCGUUGCCGUGAUGAAGGCAUUAAACGUUUGGACUUGAGCAAGUCAUCAAUUGCAGUCAUCCCAUCAACCAUUAAGGAAUGUACUCAUUUGACUGAACUCUAUUUGUACAGUAACCGAAUAAUAGCUCUUCCAGCUGAAAUUGGUGCUUUGGUUAAUUUAAAGACACUUGCUUUAAAUGAGAAUUCCUUAACCACUCUACCACAUUCACUAAGAAAUCUCACUCAAUUGCGAGUGUUGGAUUUAAGACAUAACAAAUUGGCCGAAGUUCCUGAAGUUCUAUAUCAGUUGAGAUCUCUAACAACGUUAUAUUUACGAUUCAAUCGUAUUCCAUGCGUUGGCAAUGGUGUCAAGAAUCUGACAAACCUCACCAUGUUGAGUCUGAGGGAGAAUAAAAUUCGUGAACUGAGUUCAUCGAUUGGUUAUUUGGUGAAUUUGACAACACUUGAUGUUUCACAUAAUCAUUUGGAGCAUUUACCCGAUGAAAUUGGUAAUUGUGUUAAUCUGAAUGCUUUGGAUUUGCAACACAAUGAGCUGUUAGAUGUUCCUGAGAGUAUUGGAAAUUUGAAGAACUUGGUUCGUUUAGGUUUGAGGUACAACCGAUUAUCAGCUGUUCCAGCAUCUCUCAGAAACUGCAAAUUCAUGGACGAAUUCAAUGUCGAAGGCAACAGUAUUGCCAAUCUGCCUGAUGGACUCUUAGCCAGUCUUAACGCUCUUACAACAAUAACAUUAUCACGUAAUUCAUUCCAUAGCUAUCCAUCAGGUGGCCCAGCACAAUUCACAAAUGUCACAUGCAUCAAUUUGGAACACAAUCAAAUUGAUAAAAUACCCUACGGUCUAUUUUCCCGAGCCAAAGGUCUCACCAAACUCAAUAUGAAAGAAAACGUUCUCACCUCAUUACCACUUGAUGUUGGUACCUGGGUCAAUAUGGUCGAAUUGAAUUUGGCCACAAAUUCCCUGUCAAAGUUGCCGGACGACAUAAUGAAUUUACAAAAUUUGGAAAUCUUAAUUCUAUCAAAUAAUAUGCUCAAAAAGAUACCCAAUACAAUUGGUAAUUUGCGCAAACUGAGGAUUCUUGAUUUGGAAGAAAAUCGCAUCGAAGUGAUUCCAAAUGAAAUUGGUUUGCUGCAUGAAUUGCAGAGACUUGUAUUGCAAACAAAUCAAAUUCAAGUUGUACCAAGAACAAUUGGCCAUCUAACUAAACUCACUCACUUUUCAAUAAGUGAAAACAACCUGCAAUUUGUACCUGAGGAGAUUGGAUCACUUGAGCAUUUGGAGAAUCUGUAUUUAAAUCAGAAUCCAUGCUUAGAUAAGUUACCCUAUGAGUUGGCUCUGUGCCAAAAUCUCAAGUAUUUAAACAUCGAUAAGUGUCCAUUGAAUACAAUACCACAAGAGAUACAAGCCGGAGGGCCGUCUUUGGUGUUGCAAUGGUUGAAAAUGCACUCGCCAUAUAGGUCAAUGUAAGGUUAUCAAAAAAGAUGGAAUCAUUGACG
Episyrphus balteatus (marmalade hoverfly) is the source of this 2296-nucleotide messenger RNA. RefSeq names its product leucine-rich repeat protein soc-2 homolog (gene Sur-8). Gene Ontology annotation, molecular function: protein phosphatase 1 binding. The transcript is spliced from 3 exons. The record is from RefSeq and is a predicted model, not a curated record. The coding region runs from base 477 to 2267 and encodes 596 amino acids. NCBI's taxonomy places the organism in Eukaryota, Metazoa, Arthropoda, Insecta, Diptera, Syrphidae.